UCGUGGCUUCUCCUAUUUGGCUCACCGGAGACCAGAGGAAAGAAGAAGAAGACGAGCGACGGCGAAAAUGGCGGAGGAGCAGAAGAAGCCAUCCAGGUUCUGGAUUUGGGCUAUGGCUUCCGUGAUUUUCCGGUUGAUUUUGAUCCUUUUCCAAGAAAAUCUCAACUUGUCUUCCCGUCCGGAGGUCUCCACCCCUCUCACUAGCCUCCGCCGCCUAGCUGAAGGGUACUGGUUGAAGCAGUCAUCGAUGUCUCCAUAUGCAGGAUCUAUGUAUCAUGGUUCGCCUUUGCUGCUUUCGGUUCUCGGACCACUCACUGUCAAGAGGAUUGAAGGGCUUCCAAAUCAUGUUUUGUGCAGCCUGGUUUUUGUUAUUGCAGAUAUAUUUAGCGCUCUGCUACUUCGGGCUACUGGUCAGAAACUCCAGAUGGCUUAUGGAAUGAAUUCGAGGUUACUUGGCCUUCUCAAGUCAUCAAGGGAUAGAGGGAUCCUCCCUUGUGGAGAUAUUGCUGCGUUCAUGUACUUGUGGAAUCCUUUUACCAUAUUUUCUUGUGUGGGCUUAUCAACUUCUCCGAUCGAAAAUUUGGCUGUCAUAUUAUCACUUUAUGGAGCAGUUACUAGACGAGUUCCUCUAGCUGCAUUUGGGUUAGUCAUGGCCACACAUUUAUCCCUUUACCCAGCAACUCUGGCAAUCCCGAUAACCAUUUUAUUGGGAUAUGGUUUAGAUGCACCUCCUCUAAAAUUGUUCCUUCAUACACAACCCAUGAAAGAUGAGGACAGUUCAACUUCUGCCACUUCUACACAAAGCAAACCGAAACGAAAUACACGAAUUCCCUUCUUAUGGAGAACUGUCAUGCAUUUCGUGUUUUGGGUAAUGGUGUGGUCUCUCUAUGUGUUAGUUUUAUGCGGCUUAUCAUUAAAGCAGCAUGGUGGGCUUGAUGAGAUGUUCAAGAGGACAUAUGGUUUCAUUCUCAGUAUUGAAGAUCUAUCACCAAACAUUGGAGUCUUUUGGUACUUCUUUGCAGAAGUAUUUGACUUCUUCAGAAACUUUUUUCUGGUAGUUUUCCACGUAAAUAUUUUGUUUAUGUUACUGCCUCUGGCCAUUCGGUUGAAACAUCGGCCCUGCUUCCUGGCUUUUGUGUAUGUAGCGAUCUCCUCAAUUCUUAAAUCUUAUCCUUCGGUUGGGGAUUCAGCUUUGUACUUGAGUUUGUGGGCAUUGUUUGUCAAUGAAUUAGCAGACAUGAAGUUCUCGUUCUUCCUCUUCUGCGGGUAUCUCGGGAUAUCACUCCUAAGCCCGGUGAUGCAUAACCUUUGGAUAUGGAGGGGCACAGGGAAUGCAAAUUUCUACUUUGGGAAUGCCAUCGGAUACGCUUUCUUUCAGAUUGUGUUCGUGGUGGAAAGCGUAAGCGCGAUGCUUAACCACGACCGGAAGUUGAAGAGAUUUACUUCAAAUGCAAGUGUUCAAGAGGUCAAGAACUGAAGAAGCAGCUGCUUCCAGUUUCUGUCUUGUUUCAUAAGUGUGAUUUCCCAAACGCCAAACGCCAAAACAUGGAUUUCAUAUUUGUUUGUUGUCAUCAACGAUGUUUACACAAUUUCUACUUUUUUUUUUUUA
Messenger RNA from Tarenaya hassleriana, 1609 nucleotides. Its product is annotated as phosphatidylinositol glycan anchor biosynthesis class U protein. Lineage: Eukaryota; Viridiplantae; Streptophyta; Magnoliopsida; Brassicales; Cleomaceae. Gene Ontology annotation, cellular component: membrane; GPI-anchor transamidase complex. The record is from RefSeq and is a predicted model, not a curated record. Gene Ontology annotation, biological process: attachment of GPI anchor to protein; protein localization to cell surface. Bases 68 to 1477 code for a protein of 469 amino acids. The transcript has 14 exons.